AUGAUCCACAUCGUCCUUGUUAUAUUUUAUGCCCGUCACUGGGAACACAAUGUAACUUUCUCCUUCACACCAACAAACAAUGAUUUUUGGCCUGUGGUGCUGAGUGCCUCAUUGCAAGCGUUUUAUACUAUAUACACGGCUAUUCUGCUCUUCCUUACCCAAUGGCUUGCGAUUUCGAGGAUACUUGUGCGUCGUCUGAAACUAACUGCCAUUCAUGACAUCUCUGGCGCAUGGGCCGGCCUUGGCUCUGCACUCAGUAGCGUCUGGCAACAAACCGACAUCCCCGCCUCAUGGUGGACGACUUCUGCUGUGGCAAUCUACCUUGCGAAUAUAACCAUGCUGCAUGUCACCUCUUCCACUCUCCUACAAUUUCAAACCUUCAAUACUUCCAUGACGACGUCGGUGCCAACAACACUAGGAUGGCUAGAUGAUUCAUCGUACGGCUCUUUUGCGAACCUGGGACUCAUUACCUCAUCCCUACCAAUUGUCAAUCAUUUGACUGGACUGGCAUCUGCAGGAUUAUCUAACACCACACUCUACGACACCCUCAAAACAGACGCUAUAGCAGGAAAUGCAACUGUGAACGCAACGACAGUAACAUCGCAUUGCGGAUUGAUUCCAAAUGUGACAUACUCUGCGAAUACCAGCACGGCGAUCGUUCCAUUUGGGCCAGAUUCUUCUCGCGUGCUUAAUGCAAGCACUCUCUGGCCAGACCAGAUACAUAUAGUUCCAUGGGUGGAAUAUGAAGAUCCUUACAAUGAAGUCACGGAGCUCAAUGGUGUCUACCUUAUGGUCUCCACAUUACUGGAGAUUGAGCCUUCAGUACAAGAUGAGGUCGCCGUAAACAUGACUUGGGCUAUCCCUGGCGUUGUCACUCCAUACGUCAUCCAGGUCUAUUUCGUGCAAUGUUCGCUAUCAGCGAACACUACAAAUGGGGUGGUCGACAUGCAAACCAACAGUCUACUGAGUUCCACGUCCAUAUCGCAGCCAUCCACGCAAUGGGAAAUGAAUCAAUUUGAGUGGUCGAAUACUAGUUGGCAAGCCCAGAUCGGCAGUGCUUUGGCUAGCCCGGACAGCAGCAGUGGGAUUGUAUUUGGCGGUACACCUUUACAAAUCACCGAACUUUCUGUUGCGGACGAGUAUAUCAUGUCAUUGGUAGGAUUGAAUCUCACCGAUGAAUAUUCACAAUUCCUAUAUGACGGUGCUCGCCUGAUUUCCAAUUUCACUUUGAGACCGGAUCAAUUAGAAUUUGCGACUGCAAAAGCAGCUGCACAACUCAUCUGGAUAGCGGGUCAAUUGGGCACAUCCAAUGAAGGAAUUGAGCUCGGCAAUGGGACGGCAUAUGUCAACGAGGAGUUAAUUGCCCUACGCCUCAAUAUCAACCUUCUUCCUUUGGCUUUCGCGACAUCCGCAUCGGUGAUCAUGCUGGGACUAGCACUACACAUGACAAGGGCACUCGAUGCAUCGCACGACACUCAGGCUGCUAUUCCGAACAUAGGUGUACUACAACUCUUGUGGUUGGGUCAUCGUUCAGCCUCUAUCAAUGAAGUCCUGGAAGAUGUGCAGCAUCCGACAGAGACCAAUCUGCGGCGAGCAGGCAUGAUAGAUAUUUGCCUUGCGAAGACAAUGUCCAACGAGGAGGAGCUAGGAGGUUCAACUAAUGGUCUCUCCUGGUGA
This is a messenger RNA of Suillus subaureus, 1677 nucleotides long. RefSeq lists its product as uncharacterized. NCBI's taxonomy places the organism in Eukaryota, Fungi, Basidiomycota, Agaricomycetes, Boletales, Suillaceae. The record is from RefSeq and is a predicted model, not a curated record. The coding region runs from base 1 to 1677 and encodes 558 amino acids. The transcript has 10 exons.